CAGAAAGAAAAGAUAUGGAAGCUUGGGAGAGUUAGAUGGAACUCUUGCAUCAGCUAUAUCAGCUUUUGCUGUUGGAAAGGGGCUAGAAAACAUGGAAUAGAGCAGUCUAACGCAUUAGGAUGCACAUAACCAACUUUAGGUUGUUGGCCUGAGUCAAUUUGUGGUGUUACUGGAGCUGCAAGUGCAUGUGUUCAAAGGAAGGAUUCAACUGGAGCACAUUGACAAAAGCAAGCAUCUCUGGACUUGGACAUUCUUCCGCAAGUUUGGGAUGCAAACCAAGAAAAAGUAUAUGGGAAGAAAUUCUUCUCGAGAGCUUGCAAGUCCAAAGGUAUCAAAACAUCAGAAGAAGGUUUCUGAAAAUGUGCAAAUUCAAGAUAAUAAAGUUUCAGAUUUUAUCACAUCUUCUGCUAGGAAGCAAAGGCAUGCAGGAACUGUUCCAAAGACAAUCGAAGUACAUGUUGCUGCAGCGGAUUUGAAGAAUAGACACGGUGUGGUGGAUGAUGACACUUCUGCUGUGUGUUUGGGCCAUGAUGAUAAUAAUGGGACUAAAUAUGCUUCCAUUGACCGUAAUGGCCACGAUGAUGGAACUGGUCAUCAGAUGGCGGAAACUAUAUUUUCUCCCACCUUUCAUAUUUCUAGAAGUGUUGCAGGGGAAAUUGCAAAUAAAGCCGAUUUCUUCAAUUUUUUCCAGAGAGGGGAGCAGCAAUUCCAGGACUGUGGACAAGAUCAAGAGACCUUACAGGUUGAUUUGCUGAAUUGUUGUGUUAUGCAAGAGAAGAAUUCUGAUGAGGAAGCAAUGACUUUAAUGAAUGUCACAUGUCCUGGAGGUGGUCUGUCAUCUGAAGUUUCAGCAAUAUAUGUUUCAAUGAAAAACUCAAAGUUGGAAUGUGUCGAUGAGUACAACCAAGAUCAUAUGUCAACUGAUGUUUGUAUGGAGGAGGAGGAUUGUGAAGAAUUGGACGACUUUGAUCCAUACUUAUUCAUAAAGAAUUUACCCGACUUACUGUCUGUUGUUCCGACUUUUCGGCCUGUGCUACUGCCUAAACAGACGCGGAGUUGCCCGCCAACUACCCUUGUGUUGGACUUGGAUGAGACCUUGGUGCACUCUACACUAGAACCCUGUGAUAAUGCAGAUUUCACAUUUACCGUAAAUUUCAAUCUCAAUGACCACACAGUCUUUGUUAGAUGCCGUCCUUAUCUCCAAGAUUUUUUGGAGAGGUUAUCAGGCCUUUUUGAGAUUAUUAUAUUUACCGCCAGCCAAAGCAUUUAUGCUGAGCAGCUUCUGAAUGUGCUGGAUCCAAAGCGGAAAAUAUUUCGCCAUCGUGUUUACCGUGAGUCCUGUGUUUUUGUUGAGGGGAAUUAUCUGAAAGAUCUUUCUGUUCUUGGUCGUGACUUAGCACAUGUUAUCAUAAUCGACAACUCUCCGCAGGCAUUUGGGUUCCAGGUGGACAAUGGAAUACCAAUUGAAAGCUGGUUUGAUGACCGUUCUGACAAAGAAUUGCUAUUGCUGCUUCCAUUUUUGGAGAGUUUAGUUGAAGUUGAAGAUGUUCGACCAUUGAUUGCAAAGAAAUUCAACCUUCGUGAGAAAAUAGCUGCUGCAGUUUGUCCUUUAAACUUCGACAGAGGAGAUCCUUUUGAAAGGUGA
Molecule: messenger RNA, 1645 nt
Organism: Ilex paraguariensis (yerba mate)
Lineage: Eukaryota; Viridiplantae; Streptophyta; Magnoliopsida; Aquifoliales; Aquifoliaceae
Source: the annotation of a GenBank genome assembly